Macadamia integrifolia is the source of this 1847-nucleotide messenger RNA. RefSeq names its product chalcone synthase 2-like. The record is from RefSeq and is a predicted model, not a curated record. The transcript has 2 exons. Gene Ontology annotation, biological process: polyketide biosynthetic process. Lineage: Eukaryota; Viridiplantae; Streptophyta; Magnoliopsida; Proteales; Proteaceae. Gene Ontology annotation, molecular function: acyltransferase activity, transferring groups other than amino-acyl groups. The coding region runs from base 542 to 1729 and encodes 395 amino acids.
UUGGGUAUGCUACCGGUGUUACCGGAGAUUAACUCAUACUGUGUCUCUCUCUUUUUCCCCUUUUGAAAUGACCCCCUACUCCCCUCAUCCUGCACCCCCAACUUGUCGUUGUCUGCUAAAACUUACCGUGCACUUACGGCAUACCUAUCCCUUUCCCAUUUAUUAAAAACUAAAAACGAAGCAGAAUGAACGCUUUCGUUGAAUUUUUCUUUAUACUACACUUCCAAGUCAAAGUGUCAAAAGCUGCAAAGUCAUAUAUUCAAGAUAGGCUUACUUGCAUCAGAGCCCAUCAUUGAUCAAUUCAACCUUCCCCCUCUCGUCUCUACUAUAAAAACCCCAUUAAUAGGCUUCACAAAUUCAUCAUCAUCACUUGCUUUCCAUUCCAUCUUCAUUCUUCUGUCUCUGCUUUUUAAAGUCUUUCCAUUCCAUCUUCAUUCUUCUGUCUCUGCUUUUUAAACUCUUUCCAUUCCAUCUUCAUUCAGUUGGAUUUGGAUUUGGGUUCUGGGAGUGCGAACUAUAUUGAUUGAGAAACUAGCUAGAAAUGGAAUCCGUCGGAGAUAUCUUCCAAGCACAGCGUGCUGAGGGUCCUGCCACUGUAAUGGCCAUUGGCACAGCAAACCCAUCCAACUUUACUUACCAAACUGACUUCCCUGAUUUCUACUUCCGAUCAACAGACAGUGAGCACAUGAGAGACCUGAAGGAGAAGUUCAAGCGAAUUUGUGAUAGAUCAACUAUCAGAAAACGCCACACUUACCUGACUGAGGAAAUUAUCAGAGAGAACCCCGAUCUCUCUGACCCCAUGGCUUCAACACUUGACACACGCCAAGAUAUUAUGGUUGUUGAGGUACCUAAGUUAGCCAAGGAAGCGGCAUUGAAAGCAAUCAAUGAGUGGGGGCAGCCCAAAUCAAAGAUCACACACCUUGUAUUCACUACCAUUUCUGGUGUUGACGCACCUGGCUACGACUUCCAGCUUGUCAAGCUCCUUGGCCUUUCCCCUACCGUCAAUCGUGUGAUGAUGUAUCAUCUAGGUUGCUACGGUGGUGGCUCUGUCCUUCGUGUUGCUAAAGAUCUUGCAGAGAAUAACAAAGGUGCACGUGUUCUUGUUGUCUGCUCCGAGAUAAACUCCGUCAGUGGUUUCAAGGGACCUUCAAACACGGACUUCCACUCCUUACUUGGGCAAGCAAUCUUUGCUGAUGGUGCAGCAGCUCUCAUAGUUGGUGCAGAUCCCGAUAUGUCUAUCGAGCGCCCAUUGUUCCAACUAUUCUCAGCAGGCUCCAGAAUUCUCCCCGACUCAGAGGAGAUGGUCGCAGGCCACCUACGUCAAUCAGGCCUUUCCAUCAGCUUAUCCAAGGAUGUGGCCAAAACAAUCUCUGGCAACAUUGAGAAAUGCUUGGUGGAAGCAUUCAGCAAGAUUGGCAUUACCGAUUGGAACUCCAUUUUUUGGGUGGCUCACCCUGGUGGGCCAGCUAUUUUGGAUUUGGUCGAAACAACACUAGGCUUGAAGAAGGAGAAACUGAAUGCAUCAAGGAAAAUGCUAAGUGAGUUCGGUAACAUGUCAAGUCCCACAGUGUUAUUCAUUUUGGAUGAGAUGAGGAAGAAGUCUAUGGAGGAAGGGAACACAACAACUGGUGAAGGAUUUGAUUGGGGUAUACUUUUAGGAUUUGGACCAGGUUUGACUGUGGAGACAGUUGUGUUGCGUAGCAUCCCUUCAAUUCCAGACGAUCAUUAAGUGAUGAGUAGUGGAAUCUUAUAGCAAUUCAAAUUAUUUGAAAUAGUUUCUCCCCCAUGAGGAGAUGAGACUUAUCCCACACCUUAGAUUAGAUGGGUCAUACCUAUACUGUGGGAUU